Messenger RNA from Chenopodium quinoa (quinoa), 747 nucleotides. RefSeq lists its product as uncharacterized. Bases 1 to 747 code for a protein of 248 amino acids. The transcript is spliced from 3 exons. NCBI's taxonomy places the organism in Eukaryota, Viridiplantae, Streptophyta, Magnoliopsida, Caryophyllales, Amaranthaceae. The record is from RefSeq and is a predicted model, not a curated record.
AUGCAUAAUAACAUUGCUGUUAGGUCUGCCCUGUUUAAACGUGGUAUGAGUGUUGAUGAAACAUGUCCUUGCUGUGGUGACAGUCCCGAAACUUUACUACAUGCUAUCUUUCUAUGCAAGGAGGCUCGUUUGAUCUGGUAUGCUUCCCCGCUGCGCUUGGAGUGUCCUGAUUCUGGUAUGACUUCUCUUCAAUGCUGGCUUUCUUUCCUGUCUUCAAAAUUCAAAGAGAAAGCUUGGUGGGACUUAUUCUGGUGCAUCCUAUGGGGCAUUUGUCUUAAAAGAAAUUCUUUCCUUUUUGAGAAAAGAAUUGUUGCAGUGGAAGAUGUUUUUGUGAAGGAUGGAGGUCUUUCUCCUGCGAUAAGGCAUCUGGAGGAGAGGUGGACUAAGCCUAGCAAUGGGGUUAUCAAAAUUAACACUGACGCGACUUGGAAGAAGAACAACAAGGUUGGAGCUGGUGUUGUUGCACGAACUGAUGAUGGGGCAUGGUUCUUUGCAAUUGAGGAUGUUGCCAAUUAUGGUACCCAUGAGUACUCGGUCAUACUGAAAGAUAUGGAACGCCUUUUGAGUAAAGGGUGUGACUUCUCAUCCAAUUACAUCCCAAGAGAGGCAAAUAGAGUAGCCCACUACUUGGCUAAGAUUGCAAUGAUGAUGGAGGAUGGAGUCAGUAAGCUCUAUGACGAACCACCACUACGCGCACUGGAUGCCUAUGAUGAUGACAGAGCUCAGAACAAUCUUCAGAUGAAGUAG